Molecule: messenger RNA, 1005 nt
Organism: Ceraceosorus bombacis
Lineage: Eukaryota; Fungi; Basidiomycota; Exobasidiomycetes; Ceraceosorales; Ceraceosoraceae
Source: the annotation of a GenBank genome assembly
AUGACCGCGACUACGAGCCAAGUCUUCUCGUUCAUUUGCUGGAUCUUGCUGCUGUUGCCCUUGCUGGCUACGGCGGAGAUGCUGAGACCACGUGAGACGGGCCAGGCGAACGUCACAUCGACGAUGUACGUGGCGCCUCCCGUCUACUCACCGUCAUCGACGGCAUCGAGUAUCGACCCAACAAGACCAUCCCUCGAUACUGAUGCCUCAGCGCCUGUGAGUAUGGCACGUGUGGCUGGCGUCGUUGGAAUGUUACAUCCGCCGCAUCGGUGACGUGUAAACAGCGCGCUGAUGCCCUUCCACUCAUUCCAAGCACAGCUCUCCUAUCUGAGUGUGGCACAUCCAAGCCUCUCCUCGCUUGGCUCGGCGAUCCCGCUCCCCUCAUAUCUCACGACCGCAUCACCAAUCCGAGCAUGUCAGCUCUGGACGGACAUGUACAGCUCAAUAGCAUUGAUCGAAGGUCUUCCCAAGCAUAUGCAGUGUGACAGCCACAUACAUGUCCGAUGAAGCAUUCUAUUGCGUGUCAGCAUAUGUAGUGAUACGGAUGAGUGAGGAUGGUCAAAGGUGAUGGUAGUGCGACGACGUGAUCAAGAUUGCCUGAACCUCACCCCCCUGCUCGUGCGUGUGCCACUGCACCUCAAAGCAGUACCUUCCGUCUCUUUUCUCGUUCAGGCCUUCGCGUCCACCCAUCGUUGUGAAGAGGUUUAAACCCGUAUGACGUUGUCGCUGGUCGAAAGUUGCCGGUGACAAGAACCAGAUGCUGAUGUUCGUGAGGCUGGUGGAGAUAGGGAGAAUGCCAGUGUGGCGAAAGCGACUGACGCACAGCAGCAGCUGAUACUCUCCGCUCGCUGUUGGAGGCAGCGAUCUGGCUUCAUGAGCCUGGCCUUUGUCGAUGCCGACAUUGUGUUUGUGUCUUUGAGCAGACUUCGAGGCCAUUGGGCUGAUAGCUUGGUCGGUGUGAUGCACCCUGCGUUGAAGGCCUCGGGCAAGAAUGCGCCUUUGUGA